Messenger RNA from Patiria miniata (bat star), 1299 nucleotides. RefSeq names its product macrophage mannose receptor 1-like. Gene Ontology annotation, molecular function: signaling receptor activity. The record is from RefSeq and is a predicted model, not a curated record. The transcript is spliced from 12 exons. NCBI's taxonomy places the organism in Eukaryota, Metazoa, Echinodermata, Asteroidea, Valvatida, Asterinidae. The coding region runs from base 1 to 1299 and encodes 432 amino acids.
AUGGCGAUAGCUGUGGAGUCGGCUGGAUACAAUAUGGCGGUCUUUGUUACCAGAUUGUUUCUGGGUCUGCUUCGUGGUCAAAUGCACGUCUGGAUUGUCACAGCAAAGGAGGAGAUUUGGUCGUCAUACCCGAUCAAGAAACAGCCGAACUGGGCUCCAGGUCGGCCAGCCCCUCCGUCUAUCUGGGUUGUAGAUUGCGUAGCUCUUAAUUCCGGAUCUAGUCUUUGGUACGAUUACGGAUGCGGGUCUAGAAAUUCCUACAUAUGUCAACGUGAAAUCGGUGUUUUACCAAAGUGUGAUGUCGGCAACGGCUGGCGAAGCCACAACAACAAAUGCUACAAGAGGUUGAGAUAUCGGAGAAAUUGGCAGGAUGCAGAAAGUCUAUGUGCUUCAUAUCCAGGAGGUCACCUGGCCUCAGCCACUAGCCAGGAUGAUGUGGCAUUUAUCACCAACAUUCAGGCUACGCAUGCUACAGACGUAUGGAUCGGGCUCACUGAUGUGAAUCGCACUGUCGGGAACUACACGUGGUCUGAUGGGUCUACCUACACUUCAAGCUACACCAACUGGGAUGACAAUGAACCGAACAACGCCUACUUCAAUUCUGGUGGCGAUUGUGGAUCAGUUAUGGGCGACGGCCUAUGGCGCAUCCAGAGAUGUCGAUGGGACUGGAAGUAUCCAUUAUGUGCAGUAUCUGAAGGUACCUGUGCACCGGGGUGGCAUGCUGUGAAUAGUCACUGUUACCAAGUCAACUCUAACGUACGCAAGACCUGGACGGACGCCAAGCAUUACUGCGAGGCCCAGGAUGGAUAUCUGGUGACAAUUCAGGAAUCCUUUGAAACAGACCUCAUUCAAAGCUUCCUCCCAGAUCUGAUCGACUCGGGCAUCUCAACGCUCUUCAUCGGCAUUUCAGAUCAAGAAACAGACGGGGCAUUUGAAUGGGUCAAUGACGGACCCACAACCUACCAAAACUGGGCUCCCUCACAACCAGUCAACACAAACCAUACCGACUGUGGAUAUAUCUAUACAGGAAAUUUGGCUGCACAGUGGCUGGCUGGUGACUGUUUUGAGCUUGGGGCUUACAUCUGUGAGAUACACGCAGGAGUUUCUGUAAAACCUGUGCCGCCAGAAAUGGAAACGGGCAAAUGUGAGCCUGGUUGGGCACUCCAUGGUAACUUCUGUUACGAGUUCAGCUCUGAAGCUAAGACUUGGGAUGAUGCGAACAUUGCCUGUCUCAACAAUGCAAGCCAGCUGGCCAGUAUACACAGUGACAGGGAACAGUCAUUCUUUUCAACACCAUGA